AAACGUGAUUCCCCAUCUCGAGAUGAUGGACACUCAAAGCAUCACCAUCAUAAAACCCACAAAAAAAGACAUCGGCGCUCACGCAGUCACUCUUUCUCAGGUUCUCUGUCACCGAUUGGGAGGAGGAAUCCAGUUGUGUAUAUGAAUCCUGCUUUUCAGUCUACAUACAGCAAUUCGGGAGUCUCGACGCAGUCAGAUUUUGAAUUGCGUGCCACUUUGAUUAGUCAGCUGUCCGCAAGUGAACAACGAAUAAGCUCCUUGGAAUCGGAGCUAAGAGCUGCGCAGUUAGCCCGUGGACGAGCUGAGCAAACUGUAUUCGAUGUAAACGCAGAGAAAUUACGUUUGGAAGCACAAAAUUCUGAGAUUUUACAGGUGAUGAAGACACUUGAGCGUGCAGUGGAAGAUUUGCAAAAAACAUGUGGUGGUUUGAGAGUAGAAUGUGAUCGGCGCCGAAGAGAUGCAGAAAAUAGUGAGAAAACUAUCAUAUCAUGCAAGGAGCAGAAUAAGUUUUUGAAUGAAAGGAAUAUGAAACUUGUGAAGAAAUGCGAAGAGCUGUGUGAAGAGAAUAAGGCUUUUCUUAACAGGCGUGAUGAAUCGACAAAGGAACUGGCUGAAAUUCGACCACGAUUCGAAGGAUUGCAGGGUGAGCUAAGGCAAAGAGUUGAAGAGGGCAGAAAAAUGAUGGCGCAGUUGAGAAGCUAUGAAGAAAAAGAACGAAUAUGGAAGAAGGAAAAGGCAGACCUGGAAAAACGAAUUGAGAUUAAGGAUGCAAUGGCAGCAGCAGAAAGAAAGAAUAAUGAUGAGUGGAAAAAGCGUCAUCUUGCAGAAAAAGCUGAAUUGGAACGGAAAGUAAAACUUGCUGAACCCGAAAUACGCCGUGCACUCGAUGCCGAAACAAUAAAGAACGCAAUAGAAGACAUUCGGGCAUUUUACGAGCAGAAACUGGAGCUAACAUUGAAUGAGAUAAAUACGUUCAAAAUGAAUCAUUCAAAAAGUGCAGCAGUGUCAUCUUCGUCUUCUUCCGCUAACCUCCAAAAAUGUCGUGCGAUGUCGGCACCCCCAGUUUGUUGUAUACCAUCUUCCAAUGCCCACCUUUCGAAUGGUCGCCCCUCUGUUUCGUCUGAUUUCGUUAUGAAAAUACAUUCUUCACCAUCUAGUUCAUUCAUUGAUAAUGAUAAAAUCGAUAAUGAUAGUAGCAGCCAAUUUUAG
Molecule: messenger RNA, 1209 nt
Organism: Acanthocheilonema viteae
Lineage: Eukaryota; Metazoa; Nematoda; Chromadorea; Rhabditida; Onchocercidae
Source: the annotation of a GenBank genome assembly